AUGGCGACAGGGAAAGGACGAGGGAUGAAAAGAUCAACAACUGCAGGAAGUUGUUACUCAUCAACAACAACAACAACUAUCAUCUUCAUUUCUUUAUCCGCUUUAUUCCUAUGGCUUUUCACUACUUCCAAUAAUUCUUCCCCCACCAAUAUUAAUAACAUCUCCUCCAUCUCCCGUUCCGACGGAAACGACGACCAGCCUUCAGCAACCACCAUCGCCACCCAUGAUCUCCAUCUUGAACCAGAACAAAUCCUCCCCGUAGAUCCCGUCAAAUCCACCGACCACGACGACCAACAACCCACUCAUGACAAUAUUAUUCAAGUCAAUCAAAACGACGACGACCCCAACGAUGCAUCAUCAUCAUCAUCAUCUAAUAAUAUUUCUGAAGACGACACGUCAUCAACCACACAAGUACAAGUAGAACAAGAAGAAGAAAAGGUGACCCUGAAUAAUAAUGAGCCGCAAGCAAAAGAGUCUUUGGAAGAAGAAGAGAAGCAGGCUGCGCUCGAAACACAAACAUCAGAAGAAAGUACUGUCACCCACAAACAAGAAAUCCAACAAACCAAACAAGACAUUAAUAAUCAUUUUCAUGACGACGACCAUGCUACUACUUCUUCUUCUUCCGAAACUACCACCACCAUCUCACAUAAUAAUUACCAUGAGAUAAUUACGGAUGAAGACGGACAACAAAGACUCGAAGAACACCAAAAGCAAGAAGACGAUCAAUUCCAACAAAUCCAACAAAAAUGGCAUCCCAAAAACGACCCCACCGGAGCAACAAGCCAUGAUCAAAUCCAACACGACGAACAAGAACCCAUCACCCUACAUCAUGAACAAAUUAUCAAUCACGAUGAUGAUGAUCAGGUGAAAAAGACGACGAAUAGUAAUAAUAAUAAUCAUAAUCAUAAUAAUAAUCAGGCUUCUUCGAAAGAUGAUCAGACGAAGAACAAGAAGAAGUCGUCGACUCAAGCAGACGACGAAUCCACGGUGUCGUCUGAAAAGGAAAGAAGAAAUAACGGUGGUGGAUCGAACAAAGAUGAAGAAGACAAAAGUAGUAGUAGCGAAGAUUAUGGUUACAAAUGGCAGAUGUGUAAUACAAGUGCAGGUGCAGAUUAUAUACCAUGUUUGGAUAACGAAAAAGUUAUAUCACAAAUACAUACAAGAAAGCACCACGAGCAUCGCGAGCGCCAUUGCCCUGAGGACCCUCCAACUUGCUUGGUCCCACUUCCCAACGGUUACAAAAGACGUAUCGACUGGCCUCAAAGUAGAGACAAGAUAUGGUACCAUAACGUACCACAUACAUUGCUAGCAGAAGUUAAGGGGCAUCAAAAUUGGGUUAAGGUUGUCGGAGAGUUCCUCACUUUCCCAGGUGGUGGCACUCAGUUUAUUCAUGGAGCAUUACAUUACAUCGACUUUAUUCAAGAGGCAGUGCCAGAUAUUGCAUGGGGAAAACACAGUAGAGUAGUAUUGGAUGUGGGGUGUGGGGUGGCAAGCUUAGGGGGUUAUCUCUUCGAGAGAGACGUUCUUACAAUGUCGUUCGCUCCUAAAGACGAGCACGAAGCACAAGUACAGUUUGCCCUGGAGAGGGGCAUUCCUGCAAUUUCCGCUGUUAUGGGCUCUCAGAGACUACCCUUUCCUAGUAGAGUUUUCGACGUGGUGCAUUGCGCCCGAUGCAGAGUACCAUGGCAUGCCGAUGGUGGUGCUCUACUAUUGGAGUUGAAUAGGGUACUAAGGCCGGGAGGCUACUUUGUUUGGUCAGCAACUCCGGUUUAUCAAAAGCUUGAAGAAGAUGUACAGAUAUGGAGAGAAAUGUCUAAUCUAACGGUGGCAAUGUGCUGGGAGCUAAUCACAAUCAAAAAGGAUAAGCUGAACUCAGUAGGUGUUGCUAUUUAUCGAAAACCGGAUUCAAACGAUUGUUACGAGCAAAGAAAGCGUAACUCUCCUCCAAUGUGUAAAUUAGCCGAUGAUCCUAAUGCUGCAUGGUAUGUGCCAUUGCAGUCAUGCAUGCACAAGACGCCGGUUGGAGAAAACGAGAGAGGGUCACAGUGGCCGGAAGAGUGGCCGGAGAGAAUCGAAACACCGCCAUACUGGCUGAACAAUUCUGAGAUGGGAAUUCAUGGAAAACCAUCUCCAGAUGACUUUACUUCAGAUUAUCAACACUGGAAAAAGGUUGUCCAAAAAUCUUACAUGGAUGGUCUCGGAAUUAACUGGUCCAAUGUCAGAAAUGUCAUGGAUAUGAAAGCAGUCUAUGGAGGAUUUGCUGCAGCAUUAAAGGAGAUGAAAGUAUGGGUAAUGAACGUGGUGAACAUAGAUUCUCCGGACACACUUCCCAUAAUAUACGAAAGAGGUCUUUUCGGUAUAUACCACGAUUGGUGCGAAUCGUUCAGCACUUAUCCUAGGACGUACGAUCUUCUGCAUGCAGAUCAUCUCUUCUCCGGACUCAAAAAGAGGUGUAAAGUGGUGACGGUGGUGGCGGAGGUGGACAGAAUAGUUAGGCCGGGAGGGAAAUUGAUAGUGAGAGAUGAUUCGAAAACAAUAGGAGAAAUAGACAAGAUGUUGAAAUCAUUACAAUGGAAGGUGUCUAUGAACUUGUCUGAAAAUGAACAACAUGUCGUACUCACUGCUCACAAAUCCCAAACAUGGCGCCCCGAUUCAUAUGCACCUCCAUCUUGAAUCUUUCAUCAUGCAUAUUCAUAUACAUUUUCGAAAUAUGGAGUAGGCUAGAUUCCAUUUUUCUGUUUUGCAGUUAUAUGAUUUCUUCGUUGUUACAGUUACGUUGUUCAGAUUAAUUCAUGUUUUGUUUAAUAUAUAAUUAAUUGCUAUUUCUCCGAUCCAAGAUUCAUCUGCCCAUUAUUAUUUUGUGAGGGUGCAGUACUGAAUUUGGUGCCAACAUGCAUAUGGUGUGG
Messenger RNA from Erythranthe guttata (spotted monkey flower), 2906 nucleotides. Its product is annotated as putative methyltransferase PMT24. The record is from RefSeq and is a predicted model, not a curated record. Gene Ontology annotation, molecular function: methyltransferase activity. Lineage: Eukaryota; Viridiplantae; Streptophyta; Magnoliopsida; Lamiales; Phrymaceae. Gene Ontology annotation, cellular component: cytoplasm; trans-Golgi network; endosome.